CACACAGUUUCCUCUUCCUGACAAUGACAACAACAGCUGGUAGCAGCUAAAGAUGGCCGCCGCAACUAUGGCGGGGCUCGACGCCCACAGGAUGGAGCAGAAGAAGUUCGAUUACUUCUCCUCCAUCAACUCCAUGGCUAAGAAGAUAAUGCAGGAGCGGGAGAAAAUCAAAGCCAAGCACGGCUCGUCAUGGGAGAAAAUGACGCCGGAAGAGCAAGACAACGCUAUCGACAACGGGAUGAUGGAUCCCCACAUCCGAGCCCGAUACGCUAUGCACAGAGUCGACCGUGAAGAAGUGGUCUGUUAUCCUAAACUGCUCAUUCAGACGGGUCAGAAAAUAGUUCACUUCGGGGAAGAGGAUAUCACCUGGCAGGACGAGCACUCUGCCCCCUUUUCAUGGGAAACAAAGAGCCAGUUGGAAUUCAGUUUGACAUCAGGCUCUGCAGACCAGGGGAUCUCCAGCUCGCAGGCAGACGCAAAGGCUGUAAAGGUCCCUCAUUCAAGUCAGACUGGCAAGAGUGCACCAGGAACCAAGGUGUCUGUCAGCGAGGGACGGCGGCCUGAGGAAGAGUCAUCUUUCUGGAAGAUCAGCGCAGAGAGGUCCAGGCUGGAGGGAGAGCAAGCUGACUUCCAAUCUCUGACCCCCAGCCAGAUCAAAUCCCUCGAGAAAGGAGAGAAAUCCCUCCCCUCCUACCUCCGACAAGAGACCUCUGUCCCCUCCAAGGAGCCUGAGACCGCAGACCCCCACCCUCCAGCUCCUACCAAGUCCACGAAGCAGCGAGCACCCAAACCUCCUGCUCCCCACCCCCCCGUCCCCACCGCUGUUAGUGCAACACCAGCGUCCAUCUCCAUCUCGUCAAACCCAGCCCCCCCAGUCAGUGUGUCCUCGACAGUUGCAGGCUGGGAGCGAUCUCAGAGCACCCUGCCAUCAGUCAGCAACACCAUGGAUGAAAUGUUCUCCUCCAGCAUUAUCUCCAAGCCCUCCAGCAGCUCCACCAGUGUGGAGAAAGACAAAGGGGAGGAAGGUUCAUCCACUAGCCCCACUUUUGCCCAGUUCAACACAAGCAGCAGUAUCCUGAAGACUGGAUUCGACUUCCUAGACAACUGGUAAACCACAGCUGAGACCAGUCACCGCUCUGAAUGGAUCAUUCUCAUCAUCACUCUAAAGAAGAACCACACUGCCAUGACUACAGACAUCCACGUCUAGAUUUAACAAACACCAGGCUUUCAAAUGACCACAUUAUGUUCUUGUAAUUACCUUCAGCAGCUUCUUAAGACAUUAUCUCACUGCUUGGUUUUGCCCCACUACACAAACUCCCUUCUCCUCACUGGGUUGAAUUUCUUGCUAAGCUAAGUGCAGCGUGAGCAGGAACCUCACAAGACUGCAUGUACUCUCCGACUGUGCAUUCACACUGCAAUCAGCUUGGUUUAAAGGUUACACAAGUCAGAUCACACACACAGUUCAUGUGCAACAGAUAAGAAAUAUCACAGAGGAAAGAAAGGAUCAAUGCCCUGCUGGAAUUUGAUUGUGGCAUGAGAUGCAUUUAUCCAAUUGUUAGCCAAGCGGUUAUUGCUGUAAUUAAAGUCCUGAACUGUGUGAGUUUACAAACUGCUCCCAGCUGCAUUAACAUUCUUAGCUGGAGUGGGACUUUGAUGGGCAUGAUGCAGCUGUGAUAAACCAAGGCAAAUGGUGUGAGUGAGUGUAGAUGUUGUGGACCUGAGACACUUGAAGUGAGUGGAGUAAGUGGGGCAUGUGUUGCUAGCUGACUUCUACCGGUUUUACCACAUCAUGUAGUCAGUCACCUGCUUUGUUGCUUCCUUUCGUAAUGGUAAAGCGUUUAGUCACCAUGGCCAGCUAGCCACGAUAAUGUGGAACUGAAUAAAGCAGGAAACACUAAGUAAAAUUAAUUAAGAGGCAACUGUUGGUCUUAGCUACAGCUGCUCCCUAAAGAUAGUUCUGUCAUCACUUUUACCAUGAAAAGAAGUGCAAAGGUAUAUGAAAACACAUUCUAACUGGCAGGUGAAUAAAGUAAUGUGGAAGCCAUCUAUUGGCCAAUCACUGUUCCAUUUCUCAUACAACAAUUUUAUUAGCUGCCCUAUUGAUCACGUUGCUUGUGGUGUGAAUGCACAGUAAUCGCGUGACUUUGCUGCCUUCACAUGCAGGUUUUGAACACUAAUCUAGCAACAUGUAUUGUACCAUGUCAAAUGACCCUUUUUUGUUAUGAAGAUUUUGCUCUCUAAUGUGCUUUUAUUUAUAUUUACGCUAUAUAUUCCUAUAAAUCUAAGGGUGUUGGAGCUAAAGUAGUGCUCAGUACUGGAGUCCUUUCCCACGUAGUGCAAUUAUUACAGGCGACGUUCCUUUUGCUUACGGAAUACCUGGAACAUCAUGGAGUUUUACCAUUGCAUCACUUCACAGGAAUUUAACAGAAUGUGUUUCCAACUUUCACGCAUUCACUGACUUAGAUGGUGGCUUUCAAAAAGUGGAAUCCAGACUGUUGUCCUCCCUGGCAUUCAAAACAAAAAGGAACAGAGUGGAAAGCUCAAACUGUGUCAUGGAAAACUCCUCGUCGGUAUGUCUGGAGCGCCGCUGAACUUGUUACAGGUGUUCCGUAUGGGUUCAGCUUCCUGCCAACCCUUCCUUGACACCUCACCCCUCCCACCUGUCACCUGUGACCUCGAACUAGUGCUGAGUAAGGCUAGUGUGCAUUUAUAAGCAAAAUGAGACGAGUUUCUGGCAAAUAGUCGGGCAUGUAGUGAUUUGUACCACUUGUGUCAUAGACUCAAAAUCCAGUUUACAUGACUAGAGUACUAUUUUACUGAAUUUUAUAUUUAUCUGCUUGUAUUUUAUGUUAUACAUGUACAUUGCAUUCAUGCAUUUUGGGAUCACAGAUUUGAAGGAAGUAAAUAAAUAAGUCAAACCUG
This is a messenger RNA of Scatophagus argus, 2922 nucleotides long. RefSeq names its product chromosome 19 C1orf198 homolog (gene c19h1orf198). The transcript is spliced from 6 exons. Bases 53 to 1111 code for a protein of 352 amino acids. The record is from RefSeq and is a predicted model, not a curated record. NCBI's taxonomy places the organism in Eukaryota, Metazoa, Chordata, Actinopteri, Scatophagidae.